AUGUUGUCUUCUAGAUCAUUGUUAUUCCGUCGUACAUUUGCUUCCACCGGAGCCAAUCUCAAGAAAUUGAAGAUUGGUUUGAUCCCCGGUGACGGGAUUGGAAGAGAAGUGAUUCCUGCCGGUCAGGCUGUACUUGAAGCUCUUCCAGCCAAACAUGACUUACAAUUUGAGUUCAUGAACUUGGAUGCUGGGUUUGAGUUGUUUCAAAAAACUGGCGUUGCUCUUCCAGAUAAGACUGUUGAACUUUUGAAGACUGAAUGUGACGGUGCUCUUUUCGGUGCUGUUUCAUCCCCCACAGUAAAGGUUGAAGGUUACUCUUCCCCCAUUGUUGCUUUGCGUAAGAAGAUGGGAUUGUACGCUAAUGUUCGUCCUGUUAAGUCUGUUGCUGGAAUUGGCCGUCCAGUAGAUAUGGUCAUUGUCAGAGAAAACACUGAAGAUUUAUAUAUCAAGGAAGAGAAGACCUACGAAGCUGCUGAUGGUUCCAAGGUUGCUGAAGCCAUCAAGAGAAUUACAGAAACAGCUUCUGCUCGUAUUGCCAAGAUGGCUUACGAAAUCGCCUUGCUGAGACAAGCUAUUAGAGAAGCUACUCCAAAUGCUCAACAAUUACACUCUACUCCUUCAGUCACUGUGACUCACAAGUCUAAUGUGUUGUCACAAUCUGAUGGUUUAUUUAGAGAAACUUGUCGUCGUGUUUACGAUCUGAAUCAACAGUACGCCAAUGUUGAAUACAAGGAACAAAUUGUUGACUCUAUGGUUUACAGAAUGUUUAGAGAACCUGAAAUCUUUGAUGUUGUUGUUGCUCCCAACUUGUACGGUGAUAUUUUGUCUGAUGGUGCUGCUGCUUUGGUAGGUUCUUUGGGUGUUGUACCAUCUGCCAACGUUGGUGACAACUUUGCCAUUGGUGAACCUUGUCAUGGCUCCGCUCCUGAUAUUGAAGGUAGAGGCAUUGCUAACCCUAUUGCUACUAUUAGAUCCACUGCUUUGAUGUUGGAAUUCAUGGGCUACCCUGAAGCUGCUGCCACUAUCUACGAAGCUGUUGAUGCCAACUUAAGUGAAGACUCCAUCAAGACUCCUGACUUGGGUGGUAACUCUUCUACCCAAGAAGUUAUUGAUGAUAUCAUCAACCGUUUCUAA
Lizanozyma spartinae is the source of this 1134-nucleotide messenger RNA. RefSeq names its product homoisocitrate dehydrogenase (gene LYS12). Gene Ontology annotation, cellular component: mitochondrion. The record is from RefSeq and is a predicted model, not a curated record. Gene Ontology annotation, biological process: isocitrate metabolic process; tricarboxylic acid cycle. NCBI's taxonomy places the organism in Eukaryota, Fungi, Ascomycota, Pichiomycetes, Serinales, Debaryomycetaceae. The transcript has a single exon. Gene Ontology annotation, molecular function: isocitrate dehydrogenase (NAD+) activity; NAD binding; magnesium ion binding. Bases 1 to 1134 code for a protein of 377 amino acids.